AUGGCUUUGCUUGCGGACAUACCAUAUGACAUUCUUCAGAAUAUCUUUGAACUACUGGACAAGGAUACCCUGCUGGAUGCGGCUCUCGCUAGUCAAAAGCUCAAUGAGCUAGCUUCCUGCUGGGACAACGGUUCAUUGGUCUAUUUAGCAUCUACUAUAUCGCUGUCAGAAUUCCUCUCUUUUAUAGAGGAGAUUAAACUUUUCACAAACACGAGGUCUAUGGAAAUCAUCGGAGGGUUCAUUCCGAGAGAACUAGCUCUUCUUUUACCUGCAAUACUUGCACUUCCUCACUUGAAUACGCUUGUACUAUUUGACGCACCCGAAGUUCUUAAAUAUCUAGACUAUGAUUCAGCUCGACACCUCACCAUCCAUACGUCUCUAUAUGCUCUCAACACCGUGGAAUCUUCUCCAUUCACUUAUUCUACUGCUAUACUUUCUUUUGGCUGGGGGUGGUCUGGUUCUGAUGUUAUGCUGUUACGGAAUAAUCACGCGGCUUUCACCUCUUUGCACACAAUAAUAUUGACACAUGACAAUCCCAUUGACCCUGGUUCAAUUUGUGAACUUGUAUCGCCAUUAAAGCGGCUUCAGAGACUUGAGUUUGUGUGUCCCCCCCAUGACGAGAAGGGCUUUAUGCUCUCCUGUCGAGUUGACACGUCUGAAAGACCUCCGGAUACAUUUCAAAUCCAUCAACUCGCGAGUUUUCUCAGAGAGACUGGAGCUCCUUUCGGUAUCAGAGGAACGGAAUUCUUCAAGCUUAUCCUCAAUGGUCAUGUUGAAACUCUCCGAACACUUAAAAUACCAAGUAUUCAUCCAUCCAAAUCUACAUUGCAGCAACUAGUGACCAAAAGUACGCGCCUAUCAACACUUUGGAUAGGAGGUGGUCAGCACAUCAUGACAUGUCUCUAUGAUCUUUUGCCAUUAUCUGCGUCCUUGGUCACCCUCCGAAUCCAUCUCUGGGAAAGCUACUAUUUCCCCCAAGAGCGAUCCUUACUGCAUCAGAAUGUUUCCAGCCUUCAACAAUCAGUUGAGUCCGUUUGGACAAAUGGAAAAAACUACGUGGAAGGUAUAGUGACCCAUAGAUUCUAUCAACCAUCUAACCAAUUCCUCAAGGUAUUGUGGGCGUAUAACGAACAAGAAGGCCGCGCAGUCCGCCAGAUAGUAUCCAAAUCAUCAUCCGAUGAAUCUCGUAGGGUAGAGGUGACGAACUGGGUGAACUCACGCAUCCUCCUCCGAGAAGAUGAGUAUAGACGCGGCGAGGGCUAUUGGUAUUCGAGAGCGCGAUGGGGCUAUAUGGCAACUUGGAUAGCUAAUUUUGGCUCAGAAUCCUCUUCCGACUCGGACACCCAGAAAAAUGGCCAUCAGCCUGUACUGUCCACGGAGGCAAAUAAGGAAAUAAAGGAGUGGCCGGAAGCCGAUGACAUGUCCGCCUUCUUGAAUCAAUGA
Molecule: messenger RNA, 1443 nt
Organism: Acaulospora colombiana
Lineage: Eukaryota; Fungi; Glomeromycota; Glomeromycetes; Diversisporales; Acaulosporaceae
Source: the annotation of a GenBank genome assembly